AUGUUAGAUCCAGAGAAUUUCGCACACGACAAUAAUGUCCGGAAGGUAGCGGCCGAAAUUAACGAGCGCGUCGCUGCUGGUAUAAUCCCUCGCAUCCACGCUAUCAUCCUCAAUGCCGGCUAUGAGGAGUUUGAGAAGCAGACGUGGACUGAAGAUGGGUUGGACACGACCUUCGCAACCAACUAUCUGGGCCAUUGGCUUCUCACGGUAUUGCUGCUGCAGAGCAUGGAUCGGGAGAUAGGGCGAGUGCUCUGGAUCAGUAGCUGGUCUCACAACCCGCAUGACCCGUGUAACUCGUGGAACGGAUCUUUUAAAGAGGCUAAAUACAACACCAUUUUCAACUCCGGAAGCAUUGACGCUAUUGCUAAAGGCAACUGGAGUUUAAGCAAGGAUGAUAAGACUGGAUGGGCUGCCGGAUAUAGGCGGUAUGGCGCAUCUAAGCUGUGCUGCGUAACUACUAUAUCCGAGCUUCAACGUCGUCUCGAUCAGGACUCAAUUCUCAAAAACAUUUCCGUCCUUGGAAUCGAUCCUGGAUUAGUUAAUACUGGUAUAGUUCGCCGGAGCGGGAGCUGGUUCUUGCGCGUACUUUUAUGGCAGUUCUUGUUGCCAGCCGUAGCAGCUAUUCUGGUCUACUUCUUUCCUAAUGGGCCCCUUCGCCCAGCUAGGAAAUCAGCGAGUGAUAUCAUUACCGCUGCGUUGAAGGGUGGACCUUCACCACUCAGCGCAAGACCGAAGGGUCUAUACCUUAACGGCUCGGAGCUGGGCGCUCGAAAUCCAGAAGCCAAGGACCCCGCCAAAGGGGCCAUGUUGUGGAGAGAUACGCUACGCUAUACGCAGUUAGAGGAUAGAGAGACAUGUCUUGAGAACUGGCGCUAG
This is a messenger RNA of Lindgomyces ingoldianus, 876 nucleotides long. RefSeq lists its product as uncharacterized. Bases 1 to 876 code for a protein of 291 amino acids. The record is from RefSeq and is a predicted model, not a curated record. The transcript is spliced from 4 exons. NCBI's taxonomy places the organism in Eukaryota, Fungi, Ascomycota, Dothideomycetes, Pleosporales, Lindgomycetaceae.